This is a messenger RNA of Xiphophorus couchianus (Monterrey platyfish), 2389 nucleotides long. Its product is annotated as cytochrome P450 2J6-like. Bases 520 to 2013 code for a protein of 497 amino acids. Gene Ontology annotation, cellular component: cytoplasm; intracellular membrane-bounded organelle. Gene Ontology annotation, molecular function: oxidoreductase activity, acting on paired donors, with incorporation or reduction of molecular oxygen, reduced flavin or flavoprotein as one donor, and incorporation of one atom of oxygen; iron ion binding; heme binding. Gene Ontology annotation, biological process: xenobiotic metabolic process. The transcript is spliced from 9 exons. Lineage: Eukaryota; Metazoa; Chordata; Actinopteri; Cyprinodontiformes; Poeciliidae. The record is from RefSeq and is a predicted model, not a curated record.
GUCAACAGCUAAUCUCUGAUUUAGUUUUUUCACAAUCAGUAGCGAAGGUGGAGGAUUGAAAAGUGCACAAACUGGCAGACGAAUUAGGGGAGAUGCCGACAGGAAGCCUUCCAAAACUUUCACUCUUAUUAAAUACAGACAAGCAAGUCGAGAACGGAGGAACUUCAUUUGACACAGAGGACUGUAGCGAAGCUAAUAAUGCUGUUUUAUGUUGGCGUCCAUCAUAUUAAAUAUCCAUUAUCACAAUGUCUGAACUCUAAACAGGGAUAGAUAAAAGUAGGUUUUAUCUUCCAUGGAUUACAAAGGUUAGGCUUGGCAAAGGGCUGGGCAUGCGGGUACGCUGUGCAACAUUUACACCACUUUCCCCUUUGCACAGUCUAAGGCGUGCUGUGAGUUUGAGUUGCCUGCCAGGCGGCCGACGCUGCAGACUUUGACUGUAAACAGACAUUACAAAAACAAGACGACUGUUAAGAUAAGCGUAUUUUUUUCUGCUGCUGCCCGUUUUUGCGCGCUUUAACCAUGUGGUUUUAUCAUUUUUUGCUGAGCUUUGACCUGAAGGGGCUUUUUUUGUUUGUUUUAUCAUUUCUUCUGAUAGCUGAUUACCUGAAGAACAGGAAACCAUCAAACUUUCCUCCAGGACCAAGAGCUCUUCCCUUCGUGGGAAAUAUCUUGACUUUGGACAGCAAGCAUCCACACGUUUAUUUCACCAAGCUGGCUGACCUCUAUGGCAGCGUCUUCAGAGUCCGCCUCGGCUGGGAUACGUUGGUGAUUGUGAGCGGCCACAAGAUGGUGAAAGAGGCCAUUGUGACGCAAGCUGAGAACUUUGUGGACCGGCCGUACAAUGCAGUCGCUGACAGGUUUUACGCUGAGCCCUCAGUUGGUCUAUUCUUGAGCAACGGUGAAAAAUGGAAGAGACAGCGACGUUUUGCUUUGGCUACCUUACGUAACUUUGGUCUGGGGAAGAACAUGCUGGAGCUCAGCAUCUGUGAGGAGAUCCGACACCUGCAGGAGGAAAUAGAGAGUGAGAAAGGUAAACUUUUCAGCCCUGCCGGCCUCUUCAACAACGCUGUGUCCAACAUCAUCUGCCAGCUUGUCAUGGGGAAAAGAUACGACUACACUCACCACAAGUUUCAGACGAUGCUGAAGUACAUGUCUGAGGUGAUUUGGCUGGAGGGGAGCAUUUGGGGCGAACUCUAUCAGGCAUUCCCCAGCGUGAUGAAAUAUUUGCCAGGCCCUCACAACAAAAUCUUCAGGAUUUACACCAGCAUACAAGAUUUCCUUCAUGAGGAAAUACAAGAGCACAAGAAGCAUUUGGACCACAACAACCCUAGAGACUACAUUGACUCUUUUCUCAUUGAGAUGGAGAACCAAAAAGACUCCAACCUGGGCUUCACAGAGAGCAACCUGGCUUUCUGCUCUCUUGACCUCUUCCUAGCAGGAACAGAAACAACAGCGACCACGCUGCUGUGGGCUUUGAUUUUCCUCAUUAAAAACCCCGGUGUCCAAGAGAAAGUCCAGGCAGAGAUUGAUAAAGUGAUCGGACAGAGUCGCCAGCCCUCCAUGGCCGACAGACAGAACCUGCCGUACACUGAUGCUGUGAUCCAUGAGAUCCAGAGGAUGGGGAACAUUGUUCCACUGAACGGAUUCAGGGUCGCUGCCAAGGAUACAACUCUGGGUGGUUACUUCAUACCAAAGGGAACAUCUGUGAUGCCCAUGUUGACAUCCGUACUGUUUGACAAAACUGAAUGGGAAACUCCAGACACCUUCAACCCUGGACACUUCCUGGAUGCCAAUGGGAAGUUUGUGAAGAGAGAAGCAUUCCUCCCGUUCUCUGCAGGAAAACGUGUGUGUCUUGGUGAAGGCCUCGCUAAGAUGGAGCUGUUCCUGUUUUUGGUCGCCUUACUGCAGAAAUUUUCUUUCUCUGUUCCUGAUGGAGUUGAGCUGAGCACUGAAGGAAUCACUGGAGCGACGCGCGUACCUCACCCCUUCAAAGUGUCUGCUAAGGCUCGCUGACAGAUCCGCCAUUAUUGUUUGUUCUCAAGAGAAGAAUAAGUACAAUGUAGCAAAAGCUCUUAAACGUCUUAGCAGUGCUUCUUGUUCGGCAAGACUGAUUGUAUGCAUCUCUACUUUAUAAUCUGGGUGAUGGUUUUACGUAACAGUAUAUGUUAUUAGCAAACAAUGCAACAUACUGUGACCUGCUGACUCCUACUGGGAGUUCAGGAGCAAGAAAUCCUAGAUGGCAGACAAAAAACAAUUCACAAGACAUUAAAAUACUCCAGUUGAUUGCAAAAUAAGACAACUUAUCAAAUUGUGAAGUAAAGAUUUACAAAUAUGUAAUUUGAUAUGUUUCCCACUGCGUUGAAUUAAUAAAGCAGAAAGAUGAAAUGUC